AUGUGGUUCAUUUGGAAGGAAAGAUGUGAUAGAAUCUUUGAAGCUAAAAAUAAGGAUAGUAUUGUUUUAAACUUGGAAAUACUUAGACAUAUUGAGUUCUGGUCCACAAAAAAAAAGGCAAUACCUCAAGAACUAAGCAGAAAAAAGAGGAACAGUUUUAAAUGGAAAGCACCAAGUCUCGGAAACUUGAAGUUUAAUGUUGAUGCUACUUGGAUUUCUGAAUCUUUACCAUCUACUUAUGCUUUUAUUUUGAGAAAUGACUCAGGAAACUGUGAAGGAGGAAAGGCAGAACUUGCAGCAGGUCUCGACCCACAAGAAGCAGAAGCUAUAAGAGUAUGGAAAACGGCAGUUUGGGCCAACGAGAAGCAGAUAAAGAACUUCAGUAUUGAGGGUGAUUCUGAAAGUCUUUGUAACUACAUUAAUGGUCAGAAUGCAGAUGUAUCUUGGAGAGCUAAAGCUUAUAUGCAAGAAGCUCACAGAUUAUCUCAUCUUUGCAACAACUUUUUGGGUUUUUUCUUUGUUCCUAGACUAGAAAAUCAAGUGGUUGAUAACAUAGCCAAAUUUGCUAAAAAUGUAAACACCUGUUUCGAAUGGGAAAAGAUCCCACCUAUUUGUAGUAGAAAACAACUCUUAGAAGAAGAAGAAGAAGAAGAAGAAGAAAUCUAUGUAGUUGGAACUUAUGCCUAG
Messenger RNA from Papaver somniferum (opium poppy), 687 nucleotides. RefSeq lists its product as uncharacterized. Lineage: Eukaryota; Viridiplantae; Streptophyta; Magnoliopsida; Ranunculales; Papaveraceae. The record is from RefSeq and is a predicted model, not a curated record. The coding region runs from base 1 to 687 and encodes 228 amino acids. The transcript has a single exon. Gene Ontology annotation, molecular function: RNA-DNA hybrid ribonuclease activity; nucleic acid binding.